GCUACACAUUAGUGCACUUAGCAUUGCGAUUCCAGCGUGAAGACAUGUUGGCCAUUCUGUUGACUGCAACCGAUGCUGCUGCCAAGGCAACCAAGCGUUUGCCAUGCAUGGCCUGCCCUGAUACAGCCACGGACAUCCGGAGGCAAGUGGUUGCAUCGCUGCGUCAGAGAAAAGGGGAUUUUCCAAUCUCUUUCCUCACUGAUUGUGUCACCUUCUCACUCCCAGCAGAUAUUGAAGACUUAGCAAGGCAUAUACAGGAGCAGCUCUUUGAUGAGAUUCUAGACCGGGGGGUACAGAAUGAGCUUGAGGUGGAGGAGGCUAUCAUCAACUGGAGCAUUGAACUGACCGAAAGAUUGGGCAGCCGACUUUAUGCCUUGUGGAACCGAACUGCCGGGGACUGCCUCCUGGAUUCCGUCCUUCAAGCCACUUGGGGAGUGUUUGAUUUAGAUAACUCCCUUCGACGUGCCUUGGCUGAUAGUUUGAGAGAGGGAGCAAUGAACUUUUAUCCACGCUGGAAGGAGUAUGAGUCCAUGCAAGCUGAGUCUCUUCAUUUCACGCUAGAUGAAAGCCAGUGGCAGCAUGACUGGGCCUUGUUGCUGAGUCUUGCCAGUCAGCCUGGAACGUCCCUGGAACAAAUGCACAUAUUUGCACUUGCGCAUAUCCUGCGACGUCCAAUAAUAGUUUAUGGUGUCAAGUAUGUUAAAAGCUUCAGAGGAGAAACCAUUGGAUUUGCCAGGUUUCAGGGUGUUUACCUCCCUUUGCUGUGGGAAUCCUCAUUUUGCUGGAAGAAUCCUGUUGCUCUUGGUUACACCCGAGGCCACUUCUCUGCUCUGGUAACUAUGGAGAUGGAUAUGGAUGAUGGGAUAGGUGCUGGUGCUAAUACAGACUCCAGUGAUGAAGAGCAGGUGGCUUACCUCCCAUUGGUGGAUUGUGAAGGAAAAUUGCUGCAGGUUCAUUUUCUGUCAGCAUCAGAAAUUGGCCGAGAGGAGGCAGUACUGAAGGAAUGGCUGCAUUGCCAAAAAACUAAAGGGGGUCUGCUUGUUGCAGUUCAGUGUUUAGGCAAGAGGCCUGUAGCGGUCAAGCAGAUGGUGGAUGAAUGGUUAGACCACUACAGAAGGCUCCAAACACAGCCAGCUGCACUGUCAAUCAAAAGUACCUUUUCAAGUGAUGGAGAAAGUGAUGAUGAAUGA
This is a messenger RNA of Candidula unifasciata, 1190 nucleotides long. The record is from the annotation of a GenBank genome assembly. NCBI's taxonomy places the organism in Eukaryota, Metazoa, Mollusca, Gastropoda, Stylommatophora, Geomitridae.